Messenger RNA from Nomia melanderi (Alkali bee), 1151 nucleotides. It is a transcript of the gene Apt1, whose product is annotated as Acyl-protein thioesterase 1. The record is from RefSeq and is a predicted model, not a curated record. Gene Ontology annotation, cellular component: cytoplasm. Gene Ontology annotation, molecular function: carboxylic ester hydrolase activity; palmitoyl-(protein) hydrolase activity. Lineage: Eukaryota; Metazoa; Arthropoda; Insecta; Hymenoptera; Halictidae. Gene Ontology annotation, biological process: protein depalmitoylation.
CGAACAUUCGAAUAUUUUCAACGAUUUAUUUUACGGUCGGGAUGAUCUUUUUAUCUUUGAAUAUUUCAACGUUGAAAUAUUCCCGUAUCAAAUCAAAUUACUGGACGCUCUAGAGUCAGCCGCCUAUAAUGGAUAAAAGAACUCUUGAACUUAAUAACCAGUUAAGCGUGUAGUUAACAUAUAGAUAUCGAAGAGUUUCAUUGUAUUACGUACUAUUGUUCACGAUAAGCUUGUAUACGGUCCAUUAAUAGAGGUGAUACAAGUCUUUCGGAAAUUGAAAAAAUCGCAUUAGGCCCGUCCAAAAACCCGAGAAAUAAUGACAUCGAUGAGUCCAGUCGUGAUAGCUGCUACAGCCAGACAUACAGCCACGCUGAUAUUUUUUCAUGGAUUGGGUGAUACAGGGCAUGGCUGGGCCAGUUCAAUGAGUGCAGUACGAUUACCUCAUAUUAAAGUUAUUUGUCCUACUGCGCCUACAAUGCCAGUGACAUUAAAUGCAGGAUUCAGAAUGCCUUCGUGGUUUGAUUUGCGAACAUUGGAUCCAAGUGGAGUUGAAGAUGAAGAAGGCAUGAAGAAAGCUGCAGAGAUGGUGCACUCUUUAAUUGCAGAAGAAGUUGCAGCAGGAAUACCUACAAAGCGCAUUGUAAUUGGUGGUUUCAGUCAGGGUGGUGCUUUAGCUAUAUACAGUGCUCUUACAUUUCCAGAACCCUUAGCUGGUAUCAUUGCUUUAUCAUGUUGGCUUCCUAUGCACCAAAAGUUCCCUAAUGCAGCAAUAGGAAACAGAAAUACUCCUUUGCUACAAUGUCAUGGCAACUGUGAUCCACUAGUGCCGUAUAGAUGGGGACAAAUGACUGCAUCAUACCUAAAGCAAUUCAUGACACAAACAGAAUUUAAAACAUAUAGAGGAAUGAUGCAUGCAUCUUGUGAUGAGGAAAUGAGUGAUAUGAAGAAAUUCAUUGAAAAAGUAUUGCAGCCAUAAUAGUUCUAUUAAACACAUCAAUGUUUUAAGUGUUAAUCUUAUUACCUUUAUUGUUCUUUAUUAAAUUAAUUACUUCCAACAUUACUGCUACUUAAGUCUAGUGCUUGGAGAAGAAAUAAAUGCAGUAGUAGGUGAAAAUAUUUAAAAUCUUCAAAAAAAGAAAAAAAAACAAUAC